Clonostachys byssicola is the source of this 1524-nucleotide messenger RNA. The record is from the annotation of a GenBank genome assembly. Lineage: Eukaryota; Fungi; Ascomycota; Sordariomycetes; Hypocreales; Bionectriaceae.
AUGCCGAGUUACAACUCAGAGCUGUUCUAUCAAGAUUGGCGUUACGCUGUGGGCAAGGAAUUCACCACCAAAGAUGGUCAACCGUUCCCUUACGCCGCAAAUGGCCAUUUGCACUGGGGCGAUGAGCUCAAAAAGAUAGAAUUUGGCAGUGCGGGCAGUGCGGAACCGCGUGAUGCUUGUGUGAGCGGUGAUGGACAGUCGCUAGCCGUAGCCUUGCAACAAGACAUUCAUAUCAUCGACACAAACACCUGGGCCACCGUCUGUAUCCUCCGCGGACAUGAAGAAGAAGUAGAGGGCUUCGCCUUCGCACCUAAUGACUCUAAUAUUUUGGUAUCAACCUCUCAGCGUGAUAUUGGCCAAGGCGAUAACCAUACAGAGCCCGUCAUCAUUGUCUGGGAUAUCAAAGAGUACCAGAAGCGUCACGUUGCGAUCCAAAGUCAGGCCUCGUUGGAUGAGGUCGUCGCUGAAGUAGCCCAAACGGCUGCGUCCAAAAUAGUUGAGAAAGGCGUGAGGGACAACGAAGAUCUGCGCGGAAAACUUGAGAGGGCCAUCAAACCCGGAGUGACCAAGGUUGUGGCCAGCGAGUUGGCCAAGGACGCUGAGCUGAUUCGGGGACGCAUAAAAACGACCGCGGGAUCUCAGGUCUUCAGUGCGUCGGGGAAGAAAUUUGUCUACGUACCUGGCGGUCGACUCCGAACAAACGACGUCGACGUCUGGGACAUCAACAUCGUUUCUACCAGCGAUUUUCAAUCAGACCGUAUCGUGCUUCAUGGUCACACCGACCUCAUCACAUGGACGGGGUGGAAUCAUGACGAGUCUUUGUUCGCAAGUGUCUCCUGGGAUGAGACGAUUCGAGUUUGGGAUGCAAACACUGGAGAUCAACGAUUCUGUUUCAAAACAACCAGGCAAAACUGGACGGGCCGCUUCUCCCCCGAUUCCAAAUACUUCGUUGCCACCUGCGGUACUGGUGCCACGCACAUUUACAAUAUGUCUGACGGCUCCACCGUCUGGGUCUACGAGCGCGAAGGGACAAGAGGCUGGCGGCGGGCGCUGGAUUGGCACCCCAACAGUAAGUGGCUGGCAGUCGGAGGGGAAUAUCUGGCUCCUGUAUACUUGUUGGAUGUGGAGAAGAAAGAGGUCCUCCAGCAACGAACCCUCUCGCCGGAGAAGACACAUUCUCAAGGGAGCCAGGACACUGAAACCGUCCGAAGCAUGCUGGGCGGUUUCUUAGGUGUCCGCCAGGUCCGGUUCAUUGAUAACGGAAAUAAGCUGGCUGUUUGGACCACUGGGGAUGACAGCCUUGAGGUGUAUGACUUGGCUCGGGAGGUGAAAUGGAGGUUUGCGAGAGGAGGUACGGAUGAUGACAUAGACAAUACUAAGCGGAGGGACGGGAAGGGGCAGCUCAAGGCUACAUAUGGUUCCAAAAUGGUGAUUUGGGAGGAUAAAGAGAGGAGGCAUCCCAUCUUUGCCAGCGUGGACUGUGACGGAAUCCGAAUCUGGUCUCUCGCGCUGACAGGGCCUUGA